AAAUCUAAUGACAUUUAAACUAAAAAAUCACAAUAUAACCUAACACAACACUCGAGUUGAAUAAAAUAUUAAUCUUAUUACUACACUAAGUUAAAGUAAGGAAAACAUUGUUAUGAAUACCUCUAUCAUAAAACUAGUGCAGCAUAGUCUUGGUGUAAGUGGCGUAUUAGGGCAAUGUUCGCCUGCACUUGCAUCUCAGCUGCAUACAUCGGCGCCGCUAUGCAGGGUCGUGUCAGGAAAGUACAGGAUUACGAAGAAACGUGACAAGCCACUGACUUACGAGAUGGCGAACCCACCUCAUUACAUAGCUCACCGCAAAUCGUGGAACUCUUGGAACACAUCUAACCUAAAGGAUGGGCUUAGACGGUCCGAAACUGCAUUAGAAGAUGAAUUUAUCAGAAGAUUCAUGACUGGCACUUGGCAUGGACUUGUUUGUAGUGAGAUCAUAGUAAAGCGCCAGUUCAACCACAUCAGAGUAGCAGGUAUCAUUAGAAGAGCAGUGUCACCAACUAAAAUGUAUUUCCUUCUCGGUUAUACAGAGGAGUUAUUAUCAAACUGGCUGCAGUGUCCGGUCACACUUGAGCUGCAAACUGUAGACAGUUUCAAGGAUGUUGUGUUCAAAUAUAUUUAAUGUAUUAGAUUUGUUUGUAGUGUUAUGUUAGGUUUUAAAUAUAAUGUAAAUAAUUGAA
Messenger RNA from Trichoplusia ni (cabbage looper), 689 nucleotides. It is a transcript of the gene mRpS24, whose product is annotated as 28S ribosomal protein S24, mitochondrial. The transcript is spliced from 4 exons. The coding region runs from base 113 to 631 and encodes 172 amino acids. Gene Ontology annotation, biological process: translation. Lineage: Eukaryota; Metazoa; Arthropoda; Insecta; Lepidoptera; Noctuidae. Gene Ontology annotation, cellular component: mitochondrion. The record is from RefSeq and is a predicted model, not a curated record.